GGGGCCAGUGACGAUGGAUCGGAAGGAGCGGAUCGGCCCGCAGCAGCGCGCACCGGAACCGAAUAUUCGAACGAUAGCAGCGUGCUGACGGCAAUACUGAAAUCCGACACAUCGAACGGACCGGGAACGACGGCGACGGAAGCAACCGGAAGCUCGAAACCACCGACGCAGACGACGAUGACGGCGGCAAACACGACACCAUUGGAGCCUACAUCCUCGAAAAUUACGGCCAACUCCUCCAAGGCCCACCGGGCGUCCCGCGCGGCCAAGCAAUCGAUAAUGGCCAACGGGCGAGCGAAAACGAACGUCGGCCGCCAUCACAAUCACUAUCAUCCUAAUAACAGCAGUCAGCAGCAGGCUCAGGUCUGCGCAGUCCAGCAGCACACCCAGCAGCCAGCACCGCAGCCGCUGGGCAAGCACUACCACAUUCCGCUCGAUACGUACCAGCCGCUUCAGCCGCUGCACCUGACGAACCUGCGGUUUGCCCCGGGGCCCUGUUGCCAUCCAGCGGGCCCAUCAGCACCCUCCAGUUCGACUGCGGCGGGGCCAGCGCGGCCAAAGCCACAGACACUCUCACUUGCGCUGCCACCGUGUAAUGGGUCCUACCUGAGCCAGCUAUCGGCGGCUUCCCUGUCGACGAAGUCUUCCCAUCAUCAUCAGCAUCACGUUCUUCCGCAUCAGCCGGCCACCCGCAUUGCCACGAUCUCAUCGCCGAUGUCACCCACUUCCUGCUGCAGCCAACGACCGACCGAACUGCAGCCGACGACACCCAACUCGGACGCCACCACACCGACCCUGGUCAAGGUGAAGACCUGGUACACGGUGACCAAGCAGGGCCUCUCGUACUGA
Messenger RNA from Anopheles bellator, 849 nucleotides. RefSeq lists its product as uncharacterized. The transcript is spliced from 2 exons. The record is from RefSeq and is a predicted model, not a curated record. Lineage: Eukaryota; Metazoa; Arthropoda; Insecta; Diptera; Culicidae. Bases 178 to 849 code for a protein of 223 amino acids.